This is a messenger RNA of Solea solea (common sole), 3500 nucleotides long. RefSeq names its product olfactomedin 1b (gene olfm1b). NCBI's taxonomy places the organism in Eukaryota, Metazoa, Chordata, Actinopteri, Pleuronectiformes, Soleidae. The transcript is spliced from 6 exons. Gene Ontology annotation, biological process: signal transduction. The coding region runs from base 532 to 1905 and encodes 457 amino acids. The record is from RefSeq and is a predicted model, not a curated record.
UCCGUUUUCAGCACCACGGACAGCUCCGUCACUCGUCUUUCUUUUUUUUCCCUUUUUUUCUUUUUUCUUCUUCAUCGAGAGCUUCCACCGCAGCUUGAGGUGGGGAGGUAAAGUUUUGGCGAAAUCACAGUGGAGGUUUAUCGCCGCCUGUACGACGCUGUUUGCGCCGCGUCUCGAGCCCGAUGCUCCAUCACAGUCGGUGGCAGCGAUAAACGGCCGCGGAGAGCGCAACGGAGGAGGGAGAGGCAACGAGGAGGAGGAGGAGGAGGAGGAGGACAGAGGCUCCUGAUAUGAAAUGAAUAUGCACAGAGACGAGUCCGUGAAACAGCAGAUCUGUCGCUCUGUGCUGCCGAGGGAUCAAAUCUAACAAUCGGAGAGAGAAUCGAGAGAGACUCGCUACGCGAACACAGAGAGAAGAGCGCCUGGAGGAGAGAGGAGAGAGGAGAGAGGAGACUGCUGUGCGGGGGGACGCAACGGGACUGGAUCUGCAUGUGAGACCGCUGCACGGUCCACACACACCGGAGGCAAGAGAUGCAGCCUGCGAGCAAGCUCCUGACUCUCAUUCUCCUCAUGGUCAUGGGCACAGAACUCACCCAAGUGUUGCCAGCAAACCCAGAGGAAUCAUGGCAGGUGUACAGUUCAGCCCAGGAUAGUGAAGGACGGUGUGUCUGCACCGUGGUGGCGCCCCAGCAGUCCAUGUGCUCACGGGAUGCCCGCACCAAACAACUGAGGCAGCUGUUAGAGAAGGUCCAGAACAUGACUCAGUCCAUCCAAGUGCUGGACCAGCGGACUCAGAGGGACCUGCAGUAUGUGGAAAAGAUGGAAGUCCAGCUUCGAGGUCUUGAAACUAAGUUCAGGCAGGUGGAGGAGAACCACAAGCAGAACAUCGCCAAGCAAUACAAGGCCAUAAAAGCGAAAAUGGAGGAGCUUAGACCGUUGAUACCAGUGUUGGAGGAGUACAAAGCCGAUGCCAAAUUGGUAUUGCAGUUUAAGGAGGAGGUCCAGAAUCUGACGUCAGUUCUAAGCGAACUUCAGGAGGAGAUGGGGGCCUAUGACUACGAGGAGCUCCACAACAGAGUGUCAAAUCUUGAGGAGAGACUCCGAGCAUGCAUGCAAAAAUUAGCAUGCGGCAAACUUACGGGCAUCAGUGAUCCCAUCACCAUCAAGACCUCUGGAUCCAGGUUUGGAUCAUGGAUGACCGACCCUCUGGCACCUGAAGGAGAUACACGGGUGUGGUACAUGGAUGGUUACCACAACAACCGCUUUGUGCGGGAGUACAAGUCGAUGCACGACUUCAUGACGUCGGACAACUACACGUCCCACCGCCUGCCCCACCCGUGGUCGGGGACCGGUCAGGUGGUCUACAACGGCUCCAUCUACUUCAACAAGUUCCAGAGCCACGUCAUCAUCAAGUUCGACUUCCGCACCUCCUCCAUCAGCAAGUCCCGGCAGCUGGACUAUGCGGGCUACAAUAACGCGUAUCACUAUGCCUGGGGUGGCCACUCUGAUAUUGACCUAAUGGUGGACGAGGGAGGCCUGUGGGCCGUCUACGCCACCAACCAGAACGCUGGUAAUAUUGUCCUCAGCAAGCUCAACCCCAACACCCUGCAGAUCAUCAAAACCUGGACCACUAACCACCCCAAAAGGAGUGCCGGUGAGUCUUUUAUGAUCUGCGGCACGCUUUACGCCACCAACAGCUACUCAGGAGGCACCAAGGUCUACUACGCCUACUCCACCAACUCCUCUACCUACGAGUACAUUGACAUUGCCUUCCAGAAUAAGUACUCGCAUAUCUCCAUGCUGGACUACAACCCACGUGACCGUGCCCUCUAUGCUUGGAACAAUGGCCACCAGGUCCUUUACAAUGUCACACUGUUCCACGUGAUCCGCUCAGAAGAACUGUAACCAAGGAAAAAUGGAUUACAUACAUUAAAUACGUAUCGUCUGUGUAGAGAGCUCCCCGUAUACAAAAAAAAUAUAUCUACAAAAGAAAAGAGACUCAAUGGCGAGGCCAUUCUAUUUAUAAUCAAAUAACGUUUAUGGAGCGACUGAAUCAACAGUGAAUGCAAAGUGGAUUGAAUGUGCAUAUACAUGAAAAAAAAUCUUAAAUUGAAGGGUUUCAUUCCAAAAUGUGAUAUUUGUCAAAGAAAAAAAGAAAGAGAAAAACUGCUUUGUCCGUUCAUAUCAAAGUCACGGAUGACGGAUCAAAACAGAGCUGUACAUAAAAGACUUACAAAGUUACCCAUAGUAGACUUUAUUUUGAUAGCUGCCAUCAUUUUGUUAGAGGUAUUUUAUUUUGGAAUGAAACUCUUUUUUUCUUUUCUUCUUUUUUUUUGCCGCAUAGAAAAUGAUUGUAGACUACACAGUAUAUCAGAUGUUAGAGAAUAAGAGCAGAUGCCAAAAAAGAAAAUCACACCUUUUUUUAAUAUAUAUAUAUAUGUAUAUAUAUAUAUAUAUAUAUAUAUGUAUAUGUAUAUUAUAGAAUAUGAAACUAAGUUCAUUCCAGUGGCUCUGGUUCUUCUGCAGAUAAUCCUUCCAGCUGAACUUUUCUUUUGGUCAGUGGGGGUCCUAAAAGAAAGACUGUUGCUAAUAAACUGUAGGAUCCCCGGGUCCCAUGGACAAGACAGAAAAGUGGGGAGGUCAUUCUAAGUCAGAAGAGCCUCAUGGGCGCAGUCUGUUUUUAUCAAGUACAGUAGCAAAUUAACAAUAACAAUAACGCCAUCCACUAAAAGACCUGAAGGCACUGACUGUUGACGGCACUGUUCAUUGAGAUGAUUUUCCUGUGUUUGUGACUAAGUGUGAAAAAAAAAAGGCUUUCUUUGCAUGAGUGUUUUCUAUUACUCCGGUAUGCUCUACUGAAUGUUUUUUUUUUGUUUUGUGAUACUUUUUUUUUAAAAAAAAGUAAAGAGUAAGGAGGGGAGAGGCGAAACAAGGUACAAUACCUUCGGGAUUUGCCAAGAUAUUUACCUGUUCCCCCUGCUUCUUUACAUCUAGUUCUUGUUUUCUGUUUCUUUGCGAUAAUUUUGUUUUUCAAAUGUUCUUGUAUCCACUCUUAACUAACACCGGCUUUGCUUCUCUGUAUUUAUUUAUUUGGACUACGUGGGAGGAAUCUAUUCAACUCGCAUCCCUCUGAAGAAAAAGCAAACAAACAAACAAACAGAAUGUAAUAAGUAUUGUGUCCUGGGAACCUGGUUCUCGUAUCUGCAAUUCACACAAUGGCACCAUGUCGGGAGAGGUUUUUAUUUAUUUAUUUAUUUAUUGAUUGAUUUAUUUAAACUUUUUCCUUUUUUUUCUUUUCCUGGGAGGAUUAUCCUGUCUCAUGUUAUGUAUCUCCCCCCCCCCCCCCCCCACACACACACUGCUAGUGACGGAUAAUGCUGUUUUAAUGUAUACUCUUGCUGAGGACAAAAGCUUUUCACUCUUUUUGCGCUUUGCUGGACAUGUGUUGUAUCUGAGCUGAGAUAGUUAAUGAUUCGUGUCAAUAAAGCAGAGAAAUCUGA